GAACGACCGCGGCCGCCGCGACCUCCCCUUUAAAGGAGGGCGGGCUCUGCAGCGGCAACUCCUCCCUGCGCAAAGAGACCAAAACAACCGUUUCAGGCCCGCUUGGGGCUCGGCUGAUGGCUCCGGCCGGGAAGUUCCGCGUUGUGCAGCACGAAGGACAGCGGUUCCUCUGCUUUUGCAGCGAAAACUCCGUCCCCAGGCUCCAUGUCACAAAUGCUUGCGAGUUCUGGAGCUGUGAUGUUGCUUUGGAUAAACUGGACAGACAGGUAUCUCAGAGUGGGCUGAAUUCUUCGUGUGAUGACAGUAUUGUUAAAUUCAGAGAAGCCUUUGAGUAUCAAACUCCUGCACUGACCAUACAUGACAGCAAGGCCACCUUGCAGUUCCAAGACAGCAGACAAACUUUGACCUUUGACUUGUUCAAAGUCUCUCUCUCUGAAGCGAGGAAACUAGCUCAGGAUCUGAUUUUUGGCUUGGUGGAACAGGUGGAGAAGCUGGAAAAACAUGUCAAAGAGGGUGCCCUUGUGAGUGCUGGUACUUUGCCCCUUGGUAGCCCUGAGAAGAAUACUCUGAAAAGCCAAUCCCUCUUUUCUCCAGAACUAAGUCCCCUCAAAGGCCAGGGUGGAGCCAGCACAGGGCAAGCAGCAAGUAAAAAGAGGAUGCCUGGAGAGUCCCUCAUUAAUCCUGGAUUCAAGAGUAAAAAGACACCUACUGGGGUAGAUUUUGAAGAGGUCUGAGAACACCUUACAUCAGCCAAGACAAAUUUGCAAGGCCUCUUCACAGAUGUUUUAACAAGAUCUUUUUAACAUACAUGCAUGCAUUUGCUCCUUUUAAACCUGAUGAAUUCCCGGCUUCCAGCCUACCUUAUAUUCAGAACAGCAGCAAAACCUCCUGUAACACCACCCAAUCAAUGGAUUUUGAGGGAGAAGAGAACAAAGUAAGGUUGACUUCUCACCAGCCAGAGAUUGUGAACUGAAUAUGUGCAUAAAAGGUGACUGGCAAGGUCAGCAAUGGCCAACACCCUCAGCUCGACGAAGGGCCUCCUCUCUACCCAGGGACACUGAUUUGAUUUCCCAGUGGGUGAAGUGCCUGGAAGCUGCAUGAGAAACAAAGCCCAAGAGACUCUCCCUCUGCUGCUUCUGCCAAGCGCCCCUCUCCACUGGAUCAGAGGAUGAACAGCAUUGCAGGGAUUCUUACUUGCUUUUGCUAAAGCUGCACUGGAGAGGAACUUGGGGAAGAGGAGGCUCCUCCUGUGCUGAAAGGCUUGCAAAAAAAUUGCAGCUGGCUCUGGGGAGGAGCCCCUCAAAUGAAUUUGUUUUUUAAUGUCCUUCAGCAGCCUUUUAAAAUGAAGUAUGCCUAUAAGUUACUUGAAUAAAGCAUCUCAUGAACACA
Messenger RNA from Heteronotia binoei (common prickly gecko), 1389 nucleotides. RefSeq names its product PAXX non-homologous end joining factor (gene PAXX). NCBI's taxonomy places the organism in Eukaryota, Metazoa, Chordata, Lepidosauria, Squamata, Gekkonidae. The record is from RefSeq and is a predicted model, not a curated record. Gene Ontology annotation, cellular component: nucleus; site of double-strand break; nonhomologous end joining complex. Gene Ontology annotation, molecular function: molecular adaptor activity. The transcript has 7 exons. Gene Ontology annotation, biological process: double-strand break repair via nonhomologous end joining. The coding region runs from base 117 to 734 and encodes 205 amino acids.